Molecule: messenger RNA, 4090 nt
Organism: Pseudonaja textilis
Lineage: Eukaryota; Metazoa; Chordata; Lepidosauria; Squamata; Elapidae
Gene: VWA5B2
Product: von Willebrand factor A domain containing 5B2
Source: RefSeq, a predicted model, not a curated record
AUGCCAGGGCUGUAUGGCUUGCCCUCCUGGACUGCUCUCCCUCUUCAGAGCUCGUGUGUGAAGGCCUGUGCCAAUGGCUAUACCUUGGGAAUCACUGCCAAUCUUACUUACAUCAAUCUGGAGCAGCAAGCUGUGGAAGGAGUAUUCGUCUAUCCUUUGGAGGAGUCCGAGGUGGUCUCAAGCUUUGAAGCAAAGACAGGAAACAGAACCUCCACCUUCCAGAUCCAGACCCGGCCUCCAGUGGAUGAUUGCUGCCUUGACUGUAACACGAAUUGCAACCAGCCGCUCCGCUGCAGUAAUGGACACUUGAUCCUUGAUGGAGACCAGGCACGGUCUACUUUCAUCAUCAGCGCAGGCCUCCUUGAGCCCUCCGAAAUCCUGACUGUGCUCUUCAGCACCAGCCAGGAGCUGGCAACCCUGCCCAAUGGUGCUAUGCAUGUCUCCUUCCCAUCUGUACUCAUGCCUUUGGUCUUAGCCGUGCCUGAAAGUGAAAGUGAAACGAGAAGCUUGUGUGACGACAGCUCCACGAGUUGUUUUGGCUCUGCUAGUCUGAAGAGCGACCCGUCUUUUCAUACGCCUCCCAGUGACCCUGACAUCUUCAGAGGUGAUGUUUACAAUCCCUUCCCCUACGAGUUCAGCUUCGAGAUGUUGGUUAAUGGACCGUGUUUGCUGGCAGGACUAGAAAGCCCAUCUCACACUCUUCGAGCUGAUGCCAAUCCAUACGCCAAUUCAGCAUCAACGAUAUGCAUUACCUUGGCAGAUAAGCACAGUUAUGACAAGAACCUGGAAAUCAUCUUACAUCCUUCUGAACCUCAUCACCCCCACCUAAUUAUUGAAGAUGGAGCCAUGACUUAUGGUGAAUAUGAGGCACACAUAAGGAACCGCUGGGAUUAUGCACGGAUUGCCAAAAAAGACACUGAUGGAGAGAGACAGGUUGCCUUUGUCCAGAAGAGAUUCCACAAAGACAUUUUCUACAACCCUGUCCUGAUGCUGAAUUUCUGCCCCGAGAUAAGCAGCGUUUCUACUAACGUUCAGACGGUGACCAGGGAGAUCUUCUUCCUUGUUGACCAGACGGGAAGCGCAAGUGGCUCCAGCAUUGAUGGGAUCAAAGAUGCUCUGGUAGUGGCCAUAAAGAGCCUUCCUUCCAGCACGUUGUUGAACGUGGCAGGCCUUGGCCCCAACAUCAGGCCUGCCUUCAAGAUGAGCAAGCCUUGCAAUAGUGACAUCGUGAGACUGGCCUGCGAAUAUAUUCAGAAGCUACGGGCUGAUGUGAGUGGCACCAGCCUCCUUGCUGCUCUGAAUUGGAGUUUGGGACAGCCCCUCCGCCGGGGAUAUCCACGGCAGCUCUUUAUCCUGUUGGAUUCCAGUGUGGAAAACCCAGGCAAGGUUAUUGAGCUAGUUAGGAGACAAGCAAGCACCGUCAGGUGUUUCACAUUUGGCUUGGGGUCUGCUGCCUGCCAUCAGCUCCUCAGGAGAUUGGCCAAAGUUAGCAGAGGCCAGGCAGAAUUCCUCAGCCCAGGUGAACGGUUGCAGCCUAAGCUGAUAAAGUCUUUGAAGAAAGCCAUUGAGCCAGCUGUGAGUGACAUCACCAUCGACUGGUAUGUGCCUGACACCAUGGAGGCCCUGCUGUCGCCCAACGAGAUUGCGACUCUUUAUCCCGGAGAUCGGCUCAUCAGCUACUGCACCCUUUACCACGUUGCCAGUUUCCGGGACAAGAAAGCAACAGGCAGAGAGCAAAUCUACCGAAGUUUCUCUAGAGGAUCUGCAGGGCUGGCCUUUCCAUCCCAGGAGGGGGUAGAAGGACAGGAUGGAACCCUCCCACCUUCAGCUGGAGAUAAUCCAGAGCGUUGCAAGGGCCUUCAGGACUUUUCCCAGGAAAUAUCCAUGAAGUUUUCACCUGGGGACACCGAGGAGUCUAUGAAGAGUGGAGAUCCGGUGUCUGGAGGAGAUAUCUGGAAGAGGAUUUACCAGCCUUCCUACAUCCAGGAGCAAUAUGUGCUUACUCACUGCUCGGUCAGCACCGACCCUAGUCAAGCCUUAUGCCACAGCUCUACCAGCAGUGAGUCUACUGGCUCCAGAGACGUACCGCUGGAGGAAGGCUCUUUAGCCCAGACUCUUGAAAGCACCUCUCAGCAAGGACAGAAGAGUGUGUCUCUCUGCAAUUCUUCCACUAAGUCUGCUCCAGUAAGCCAGACUCAAACUGGGGCUAUAGCUAAGGUAUCCAUUGCCCUGAGCUCCGAAGAGUUGAUGCGUAAGAAGAAAGCCCUGGCUCGGACUGCCAUGUCUGGACGUAGUUUCUCUUCCCCGCAUGGCGAGUUGGAUGCCCAUCGGCUGCGCCGAGCCCUGGAAAAAGUAUCCCAGAAACCCAUUCGGUCUCUGGAAGGGAAGUUGGAUGAGAUUGGGCCUGAGCUGCAGAGGAUGCCCAAGGCUGCUGAGGAAUCCAGCCACUUGCUGUCGCCUGCCCAUCUUGACUGGGACAUGCUGUUGGAGCCCUCUUACCUUUUCAGCCCAUCACCAGCCUCGGAGCAAGGAAUGUCCAAUGGCAACCCCUUGCCUCCUCUCCAGUGCCAAGUGGUGAUCCACGCCCUCAGCGCAGGGGAGCCCGUCUCCUGGGAGGUGAUCGGUGGCCUGGAUUCCUUGUUCCUCCCCAAAGACAGCCGGGGACAUUCCCAAGGACGGCAGCCACCGCUGCCAAACACAGGAUUGGAGAAGCAAGUUCACCGCCUGACCGCUGCCUCCGUUAUUCGGGAUAACGAGACGGUGGCUCAGAGAGAAGCAGAAGUGGAACACGGUUUCUUCCGAAGGUUUCGUCUUAAAGCUGUCCAGUCAAGCAAGGCUUGCAAUCUCCCUUCCAUGUUUACCUCCGUGGUGCCUGUAGAGUCUUCCACAAAGGAGGCCUUGCCUUUAGCACUUCAGGUUCGCAGCACAGACGGUGUAAACAACCACCAGAAAGGGUCCCGUUUAGUCAAUCAGCAUCACCGUAGUUACUCGCUAAGCCUGGGGCAGAGACAGGAUUCACAGGACUUGGAGGAUGCUCUCGUUCCUGCAGAACAAGAAGUUCCUCCUUCACCAGUCAGUGUUUCUUCAGCCACCCAAGCCAGACCAAGCUGUCCUAGUGGAGCCAGCUCCAGUCCUUCUCCUAUUUCUGAAGGCUCCCUGAAGUCAAUAGAGAAUUUCCUAGGCCGCAGACUCAGUGGCCAGCGGAGACGCCAAGGCUUAGCUCUACGGCCACAGUGCCUGAGCCCAGAAAGUGAGCUGUCCCCAGGUUGUGACGGUGCCAUUCACGACUACCUCCCCCUGGUGCAGCUGCAGCAAGCCCCAGGCAUGUUCCACCUGAACGAGGCCUUCUCUGAAGCGGUGCAGAUCCCCCUAGACCGCUUGUGCCGGGCUUCUCCUUAUCCCUCCCACCGGGCUAGCCUGAGCCCUGCUUCCAGCACUUCUCCGUGGGCUCUGAUUGCCAAGAACCCCACAAAGCCCUCAGCGAACCAGCCUCCCGCAGAAGCCGAUGAAGAGGCAGUCAGGACAAGCAAAGAGCAGGCCAUGGAGCUGGACUCCCCCCACUCGCCCAGCACCUGCUCCGAUGUCCUGAGUGCUGUGGUGUGGGCCCAGGCCGACAGCGGAAGGGGCUCCGAAACCGACGCCUGCGACCAUUCGCCGGACGCUUCGGAAGCCAGCCUCAGCCUGCUGGAGGCAGGGUUGGAGGCGGAGGAGGAGGGCGAUGUAGAGAGUAUGAGCUGGGCCACGGCUGUGGCCCUGGCCUGGCUAGAGCAUCGCUCUGCUGGCUUUUUUGUGGAAUGGGAGCUGCUGGCGGCUAAAGCGGAUUGCUGGCUGCGUGGUCAGCAGCUGCCCGAAGGCCUGGACGUGGCUGCCCUGAAAGGAGCAGCCCGCCAACUUUUCCUGCUGCUCCGCCAUUGGGAUGAGAACAUCAAGCUGAACAUGUUGUGCUACAACCCGAAUAACGUGUGACGAGCAAGCCAGGCUUUCGCUCGUACGAGGGCAAUAAAGAGAAAAUGGAUUCCAGGAGUCCCGGUUGUUGAGGAGGUUCUUUCACGGGCUGGGAAUAUAAAAGUAGGAUUUUGCUGAUGAUGGA